Molecule: messenger RNA, 2005 nt
Organism: Pistacia vera
Lineage: Eukaryota; Viridiplantae; Streptophyta; Magnoliopsida; Sapindales; Anacardiaceae
Product: heptahelical transmembrane protein 4-like
Exons: 4
Coding region: 432-1670 (412 amino acids)
Cellular component (GO): membrane
Molecular function (GO): signaling receptor activity
Source: RefSeq, a predicted model, not a curated record
CUCAUAAAUUGCUUCCAAAUUUGGUGAGAUGAACUGCAAUUAUCCAAAUUUGGAGGGGUCCAGCAAAUCUCACGCUGAUUAAUUAAAAAUCUCUCUCUAAUAAAGAAUUAAAACAAGAACAAGAACAUCAUUGGCAUCUCCGCAUCUCGUCAUCGGAUCUUUCUGUCCCUCUCUCUUUUCUUCAGAAGAAGCUGUCACUCUCAUAACGUCGACAAUUCAAUAUUGUGCUCCUGUUUUUGAUUUUUCUUUGAUUACAGUCUAAGAUACCAAUAGCGUGCGUUGUUUGCAAUCUAGCCCCAAGAUAUUUUCUACUUUCUAUAACGUUCUUUUCUUUUCUUUAUUAUAUAUGUUAUUAUAUGAUCUCUGAAUAGACCCCGUCUGGGUUUUCAGUUUCAGCUUCUUGUUCUUGUUCUUCUUCUUCAAUUUAGAGAAUGAGUGGUGUGCAACAAAGUUGUGAGCACAGGGAAGUGUCAGGUAAAACAAUUCACAAUGGAGAAUCUUCUUCAAAGGAAGGGAAAACGAGAAGAUUGUGGAACAAAGUGAAGUACCAGCUGGUAGAAUAUCAUUCUUUGCCUGGGUAUUUAAGGGAUAAUGAGUACAUUGUGGGUCAUUAUAGAUCAGAGUGGCCUUUGAAGCAGAUUUUGCUUAGUAUAUUCACCAUCCAUAAUGAGACAUUGAACGUUUGGACGCAUUUGAUUGGAUUCUUCAUUUUCCUUGCUCUUACUAUAUAUACUGCAAUGAAGGUUCCAAGGGUGGUUGAUCUUCAUUCUCUACAACAUUUUCCUGAGGUGUUGAAAAAUACAGAUCUGCACAAAUUGCGCACAGAACUCUCAACAUGCCUUCCUUCUUUACCAAAUAUGCCCAAUCUGCAUAAACUUAGGGAAGAGUUAAAGACUACAUUGCCUUCAAUGGAUUUACUUCCAUCACUUUUGAGUUGGCAUGUCAUGGAACAUUUAUAUAAUUGUUUGCCCGAGAGAUUCUCCCAUGGAAACAACACUGAAGUUUGUGUUCUGCAGCGCACCGUGAAGGAGGAUGUAGCGAACAUAAUAGCACCUUUGAUGGUCAGACCGAUAACAAGGUGGCCAUUUUUUGCUUUCAUGGGUGGGGCCAUGUUUUGCUUGCUGUCAAGCAGCACGUGCCACCUUCUCUCAUGCCACUCCGAGCGAUUAUCAUACAUUAUGCUCAGGCUUGAUUAUGCAGGAAUAGCAGCUCUUAUAUCUACCUCCUUCUACCCUCCUGUCUACUAUUCUUUUAUGUGUAAUCCCUUCUUUUGCAACCUCUACAUGGGAUUUAUAACAGUUCUGGGAAUUGCUACAGUCUUGUUUUCUCUCCUACCAGUAUUUCAGAAUCCUGAAUUCCGUACCAUUCGUGCAUCACUCUUCUUCGGCAUGGGCUUAUCCGGGGUGGCACCAAUUCUGCACAAGGUUAUCAUGUUCUGGCACCAGCCUGAGGCUCUCCACACAACUGGGUAUGAGAUUCUAAUGGGGGUAUUAUAUGGGAUUGGAGCACUGGUUUAUGCCACAAGGAUUCCAGAACGAUGGAUGCCUGGGAAAUUUGACAUUGCUGGGCAUAGCCAUCAGCUCUUUCACAUAUUGGUUGUGGCCGGGGCAUACACUCAUUAUCGUGCAGGCCUGGUUUACUUGAAGUGGCGGGACAUGGGAGGAUGUUGAAGAAGUGCAGUUAGAAUAAUUGAUCAGUAGCUGAAUUGGGAACUAGGGAGUAAAAAUAUAUCUUGCAAUAACUUGUUAGUGGAUGGAUCCCCAUUGUCACUGUAAUUACAGUACUUGAUGACUUGAUCAAGUAAAUUUAAUUGUAUAUCAUAGUUGAGCCAGAAUUGUCAGAGGAUCACAUGAUGGGGGCCCAAAUGUUGUCUGAGGCUCUGAGCCGUCGCUUUGUCUGUGGGUGCCUACAAGGACCCUUCCUGCAAUUAAAUUGACUCAACAUGGAUGCCUGCCUCUGAUUAGACUUUUUUAAAUAAAUAAAUCGCACCCAUUUUAUAUCGAAA